GGAGGCGUCACUCACACAUUCGCCAGGCACGAUAAACACAGGUCCUGCUCAAAAUAACACUGGGAUGGAGAAGGUGAGAGAAUUUCUGACAUGCGGGAUCUGCCAGGAACUAUACACAGACCCCUGUACACUGAGGUGUGAUCACACAUUCUGCAGGAAAUGUGUCACUGGAUACAUCCAAACCAGACCAGAUGCUGUAAAGUCCAAGACGAUCCCCUGUGCCUUCUGUCGACAAGAUACCAAGGUCCCCCACCCCAGCCGGCCUGUGGAGGAGUGGGCGGGGCAGAUCAAACCCAGCAUCAUCAUACAGGGACUAACAGACACACUAGAACAUGAAAAAAUACCAGACUAUAUUCUCUUGACGGAUACAGAUACAAACUCCCAGAAUUGUCCUGUGUGUGAACAGCUUGGGGAGACAACUCCCGUGACCUUCUGGUGCCAUGAGUGUGAGGUAGCUCUCUGUGACAGAUGUGUCAAGAUGCAUCGUGCAAAUCCAGCUUCUCGGAGCCAUGAACUGCGUGAUCGGUCUGGUGAGGUGGAAGUGAAGAAAAAGAAACGCGUGGUUAUGUGUCAAGAGCACAGAGAUGAGCAAGUGAAAUAUCUCUGUAAAGACUGCAACAAGCCACUGUGUCAGUCAUGCUCCGUGGUCUACCACAGGAAAUGCGAUUCUGUUGUCACACUAGAAUCCCAGAUGUCACGGAUGAAGUCAUCUCUGCGCACCAAAGGCCUCACCAUACAAAGCGAUCUUAAUGACAUAUCGAAACAGAUCGACAAAUGCAAAUCGAAAAUUAACAAGAUGAAAAGGGGUAAACUUUCGGCAACAAAAAAGAUUCAGUCAUCAACAGAGAAGAUCAUCGCCCGUUUGAAGGAGAAGGAAACGGCACUCAUAAAAGAACUGGAUGACAUUGCAGACACACAGAUCACUGAGUUACAGGCUGAUGUGAAACAGGCAGAAAAUGAGUUGCAGAUGUACAAACAACAUGGCGAGUUCAUUGACCAGACCCUUGUCUCGGACAGUGAGAUGGACCUGUAUGAAGCUUGUCAGGCCUGGGAGUCGGGGGCAGAAGAGGACAGGGUACAAGAAACAGGCAAAUCAGAACGAAAACUAAUACAUAGCGUCAGAUUUGUACCAGAAUCUGAUACCAGUGAGCGCAUUCUUGACGACUUGAAACUAGGGAAGCUGGACAUCACAUACACACAGGGUGAGAACGAUGCCAUGUCAUCACUUUUCCUGUAUAAAACAGUGGACUUCAAGCUAGAGACUGAUGAAAAAUGUCCAUGGCUGAGUGAGGUGACGGUUCUGUUUGUGGGGGAUAUACCGACAUUAGUGGCUUCAGACAGAAACAACAAGUGUGUGAAAUCUGCCUACACACGUGACGAUCAGCCAUGUCUCAGUAAACUCGAUUUUGAUAAUUUUACGCAUGGUGUAUCCCAACUAAGUGACAAUCGGGUUUUGGUAGCUGUUCCUAAGAGUUUUCAAAUUGUAACGGCAUCCGUAACUCCUGACCUCGAACUGGAGACAACCAUUACAACACAGAAAGAGUUCUACAGUAUUGCUGUUCUGAACUCGUCAUCAUUCGCAGCAAGUUCCUACAGCUGUAUUGAUAUAUUAGACAUGACUGGUAAGGCCAUGCGAUCAAUCACUGCCCACAAUGACGUGGACCUGUUCAGUUACCCAAACUACAUCUGUGUGAACAACAGCGGCCAGGUUCUUGUUUCUGACUGGGACAAGGGAUCAGUAACUUGUCUGACGUCAGAGGGGGAUGUUGUGUGGAGAUACGUCCCCAAAGGGGAUCGAUCUCUCAGUUACCCUAGUGGUAUUACAACUACCAACGAAGGCGAUAUCCUCCUUGCAGACAGGGACACAACCACCAUAAUUCAGCUUGCCGCACCUGGCCUGUUUGUACGAGAACUCAUUGCAACAGAGGAUGGGAUCAACGACCCUGUUGGGGUGUAUGCCAAUAGAAAUGGUUCCGUUUUUGUUUGUGAUGGAAGUACAAUAAAACAGUUCAUCUGAUCAACAACACUUUGAAUAACCAUGUCAUAUUAUAAUUAUGAUAUGUGUUUGUUAGUUGUUUAACGCCGUACUCAGCAAUAUUACAGCUAUAUGACGGCGGUCUGUACAUGAUCGAGUCUGGACCAGACAAUCCAGUGCAUCAACCAAGUCAGCGAGCCUGACCACCCAAUCCCUUUAGUCGCCUCUUACGGCAUAGUCCCCUUUUACGGCAUGCAUGGGUUGCUGAGGACCUAUUCUACCUCGGAUCUUCACGGGUCUUAUUUUAUAUGGUGGAGACACUCGUCAAUACUAAGACAUGUGAACAUGUGAACAAAAGUGGGAAUUGACUUUACUUUUAAUAUUUAUGACCAUGUACAGACAGAUCCAAUUGCCCCAUCACAAGGUUGGUUUGUCAUUUCCAGACGUGUUCAAUGUUGUUUUAUUUGUUUGUAUCCAGUAUGUUAUGUAACUUUAAUCAUUUGUUUUGAAAAAAAUAUAUUGAUGACUGACAGGUUUUUGUGAUUAUCAUCAAUUCACUAUGCAGAUACACAAUGUACAAAGCAUAUCGUCUUCAUAUCUGUUUUAUGUAUUUUUCUUAACUUCUCACCAAACAUUCAAUUAAAGUUUAUGUUUAUGGAAA
Messenger RNA from Haliotis rufescens (red abalone), 2636 nucleotides. Its product is annotated as probable E3 ubiquitin-protein ligase MID2. The record is from RefSeq and is a predicted model, not a curated record. The transcript has 3 exons. Gene Ontology annotation, molecular function: protein binding; zinc ion binding; ubiquitin-protein transferase activity. Gene Ontology annotation, cellular component: nucleoplasm; chromatin. NCBI's taxonomy places the organism in Eukaryota, Metazoa, Mollusca, Gastropoda, Lepetellida, Haliotidae. Bases 65 to 2017 code for a protein of 650 amino acids. Gene Ontology annotation, biological process: positive regulation of DNA-templated transcription.